Emericellopsis atlantica is the source of this 2662-nucleotide messenger RNA. RefSeq names its product P-loop containing nucleoside triphosphate hydrolase protein. The record is from RefSeq and is a predicted model, not a curated record. The transcript is spliced from 2 exons. Gene Ontology annotation, molecular function: ATP binding; ATP-dependent chromatin remodeler activity; DNA translocase activity. Gene Ontology annotation, cellular component: nucleus. Bases 167 to 2584 code for a protein of 805 amino acids. NCBI's taxonomy places the organism in Eukaryota, Fungi, Ascomycota, Sordariomycetes, Hypocreales, Bionectriaceae. Gene Ontology annotation, biological process: reciprocal meiotic recombination; double-strand break repair via synthesis-dependent strand annealing.
CGUCCGUCGCGCCUUCUCCCAAUGUCAACAGACACGACGCGAAGUGAUGAGUGAUGCUGCCUGGAGAAGUGGCGAAUCGAUGCAUCCUUUCACCUCCUCACACCCGUAAAGGUUCCAUCAGUCUCUUGACAGUUGCAGUACUUGAGCACAGUACUUUUGAUGCAAUAUGUCCGCAAAAGCUCCAGCACCUGCCACUCCACUCAAAAGGCCAGGCGUCAAUACUGGACCACCGAAGCCGGCAUCUGCUCCCCCGACCAAGCUAUGGAAGCCCUUCAAGUGUCCUGGUGUUGCAGGUCAUACGCCCGCCAGCGACCGACCGUCGAGGAAACGCCGCAAGGUCGACUAUGGGGGCGCCGACGACUCUCAAGACGCAGACAAACCAUACUCGAACGAUGAUCGAUUAGCCCUAGCCACUCGAGAUGUCAAUCGCUAUCCAGUAUUCCAAGCCAAGGAGAAGAGCGUGGUCUUUCGGAAAGCGUUUUCAAUACCUUUGAAGAACAAAGACACGUCGUCAUACAACCCCUACCGUCCGCCACCAACACUUGGCCUUCGGCAAGGCGCUGUGUUCUCUCCUCGGGCCUUGCACGACCCUACUGAUGACUUGGCAAUCGUAUUGUAUGAUCCAACGAUACACGACAAACCGAAAGAAGAUCCCGAGCAGUCGAAACCCAAAGACGAGGAUCCGGCUUCCAGUACCAUCGAUGCGCCUCUAGUGCACAAGAGUCUGGCAGAAAUUCUCGGCAUAAAAAAGAAAGUGGAGGGCGAGCAUCCUCGUGUGCCCGUCGUCUUGGAUCCCAAGCUUACCAAGACCCUGCGGCCGCAUCAAGUAGCAGGCGUACAGUUCAUGUACGACUGCGUCACAGGCAAGGUGGACGAAAAGGCCAAUGGGUGCAUCAUGGCCGACGAAAUGGGCUUGGGCAAAACGCUACAGUGCAUCGCGCUCCUUUGGACGUUGCUGAAACAGUCCCCCGAUGCCGGCAAAUCGACUAUCCAGAAGGCAAUUGUCGUCUGUCCGGCCAGUCUGGUCAAGAAUUGGGCCAAUGAAUUGGUCAAGUGGCUUGGUGCUAAUGCCAUCACGCCAUUUGCUAUUGAUGGCAAAGCCUCGAAGGAGGAGUUGACGCGCCAGCUGAGACAGUGGGCGAUUGCCACUGGGCGCGCUGUCACUCGCCCUGUUAUCAUUGUAUCAUACGAAACCCUGCGACUGAAUGUCGAAGAGCUCAAGCACACUAAGAUUGGUUUGCUGUUCUGCGACGAGGGCCAUCGUUUGAAGAAUGCUGACAGCAAUACAUUCGCUGGUCUCAACAGCCUGAACGUCACGCGGCGUGUCAUUUUGACAGGAACGCCGAUUCAAAACGACUUGACCGAGUACUUCUCCUUGAUCAGCUUCGCCAAUCCUAACUUGUUGGGCUCGCGCCUGGAGUUUCGUAAACGUUUUGAACUUCCGAUUCUACGCGGGCGCGACGCAGAUGCAUCAGAAGCCGAUCGCAAAAGGGGAGACGAAUGCACCACAGAGCUUUUGGGCAUCGUGAACAAGUUCCUCAUCCGCCGCACAAACGACAUUCUGUCCAAGUAUUUGCCGGUCAAGUAUGAGCAUGUGGUUUUCUGCAACCUGGCACCAUUCCAGCUGGACUUGUACAACUACUUCAUCACCAGUCCCGAGAUCCAGGCUUUACUCCGUGGCAAGGGAAGUCAGCCACUGAAAGCCAUCAACAUUCUCAAGAAGCUCUGUAACCAUCCAGACUUGUUGAACGUCAGUGAAGAUUUACCUGGCUCGGAAAAAUGCUUCCCAGACGACUACGUUCCGAGGGAAGCUCGCGGGCGCGAUCGCGACGUCAAGCUCUGGUAUUCGGGCAAGAUGCAGGUAUUGGACCGCAUGCUGGCCAGAAUCCGCCAAGACACAAACGACAAGAUUGUGCUUAUCAGCAACUAUACAUCCACUCUGGAUCUUUUCGAAAGGCUCUGUCGCUCUCGCCAGUACGGCAGUCUCCGAUUGGAUGGUACGAUGAAUGUGAACAAGCGACAGAAACUGGUCGACCGCUUCAACGACCCAGAGGGCGACGAGUUUGUCUUUCUACUCAGUAGCAAGGCCGGUGGCUGUGGUAUCAAUCUCAUUGGCGCCAAUCGGCUGAUUCUCUUCGACCCGGACUGGAAUCCCGCUGCCGAUCAGCAGGCUCUGGCUCGUGUUUGGCGUGAUGGACAGAAGAAGGACUGUUUUGUGUACCGUUUCAUUGCGACCGGCACGAUUGAGGAGAAGAUCUUCCAGCGCCAGUCGCACAAACAGAGUCUCUCGUCGUGCUUGGUAGACUCGGCCGAGGAUGUUGAGCGGCACUUUUCCCUGGAUAGCCUCCGGGAGCUUUUCCAGUAUCAGCCAAACACCAAGAGCGACACACACGAUACGUUCAAAUGCAAAAGAUGCAAGCCAGAUGGCAGGCAGUUCAUCAAAGCACCAGCCAUGCUGUACGGCGAUACGAGCACAUGGAAUCAUUGUGUCAACGAAGGGUUGAAGACAAUACAGGACAUGCUCCUCCGCCAGGAGUGCGGAGAGGAUGUCAUCUCGGCCGUUUUCCAGUACAUCUCACAUUGAUUUUGGGCGGAGCCAUGUAUAGCGUAUGAUAGACUCAGACUUGCAGCAAAUUCAAGAAUCAAUUCCUGGCUAACUGAA